AUUUGAAAUACGGCUGCCCCAUGCAACGCCUCAACAAACGCCUCGGUCAGUCUUUCCGAGGAUGCAUGCUAAGCCUUUUUCAUAUCUUAAACUGACAUUAACGGCUGUUCCUUACUUCUUUCCUGCACGGCUACACGACAGCUGUAUUCUAGGACAGCCAAGCUGUUCCAGACGCAUGUAUUUAAUUAAGUCUCUCCUUGUACGCCUCAAGCAGUCACAGACAUCUCUGCAAUAAUUGCAUGACGUGUAGCUUCGUAGAGACGUUUCGCCAAGAACACUCUUGACGCCGAAGGCUGUACGCUUCAGCAGACAACCUCUUGAGGAAUGUACAUCAGCGAAGUUUGCAUCGAAGGAUUUAAGUCAUAUGCAAACCGUGUUACGCUCAGCAACUUCGACCCAUGCUUCAAUGCCAUCACCGGCCUUAACGGCAGUGGCAAAUCCAACAUCCUCGACUCAAUAUGCUUUGUUUUGGGCAUAAAAAACCUUAGCCAGGUCCGUGCCACCAACUUACAAGAACUGGUGUACAAACAAGGCCAGGCUGGCAUCACAAAGGCAUCCGUGUGUAUCACCUUCCGCAUUGAUGAUCCCAAGAGGGCCCCAACGGGCUUUGAGGACAGGGACACCAUCAGCGUCACACGCCAGGUGGUCAUUGGCGGCCGCAACAAGUACCUCAUCAAUUCUCAAGCAGCUACUGAGACCCGCGUGGCGGAUCUCUUUCAGUCGGUGCAACUCAAUGUCAACAACCCCACCUUCCUCAUCAUGCAAGGCCGUAUCACCAAGGUGCUCAACAUGAAGCCGCCUGAGAUCCUGGCGCUGCUGGAAGAGGCAUCCGGCACGAAGAUGUACGAGAAGAAGAAGCAGAACGCGCUAAAGACGCUGGAAAAGAAGCAGGCGCGCCUGGAGGAGAUCGACGCGCUGCUUAAGGCGGACUUGGAGCCGGAACUGGAGCGGCUACGCAAGCGCUGCGGCGAGUACAACGAGUACAACGCGGUCAUCUCGCAACGCGACCGCCUGCUGAAGUUCUGCCUGGCGUACGACCAUGUGCACUGCACGCGUCUUAUCGACUCGGGCGGAGCGGAGGUCGCUGCAAUGGAGGAGUCCAUGGCCAAGAAGGCCGAGGAGCGAGACGAGAAGCAGCGCGAGGCGGCGGAGCUCGCGGCCCAAGCUCGCGACCUUGCGACCGAAAAGGAGAUCAAGGGCGGCGGCGAGAUGCGGGAACUGAAGAAGACGGUGGACGACCUGCAGCUCAAGCUGUCCGGCAGCACCACCGCGCUGAAGCACGAGCAGGACGAGCUCAAGUCGGAGCAGGCGGCUCUCAAGAAGCUUCAGGCACAGGCGGCCGAGCUGGCGGCGCAGGACUUGGAGGGCGCGGUGGCGGCAGCGGAGCAGCGCCGUGACGAGGCCAGGGCCGCGCUGGAGGCGGCGGAGAAAGCUGUGGAGGCGGCCACGCGCGAGCUGGCAGGUGCGGAGGCGGGCGACGGCCGCGACGAGUCAAACCGCUCUCUGCAAGAGCGGCUGGCGGACGCGCAGGUUCAGCAGACGGCCGCCGACGCGGCUGCGGCCGAGGCGGAUCUGGCCGUGAAGCACCUCACCAAGCAGCUGGCGGAGCAGCGCAAGGCGGCAGCGGCCAAGGAGAAGGAGGGCGCCAACCUGGCCCGGGAGCUGGAGAGGCACACGAGCAAGGUCGAGGAGUGCACCGCUCGGCUGCAGGGGCUGCACUUUGACGAGCCAGCCAUGCGCCAGCUUGAGGCGCGUCGCGACGAGUGCAGGGCGGUGGUACAACGCACCCGCGACCAGGUCAAGAACCUGGAGGGCGAGACAUACGGUGCGCGGUUCGAGUACACGGCGUCCCGCAACCUCGAUACGCGGAAGGUGCACGGCACCGUGGCGAAGCUGGUGACCGUCACGGACCCUGCCGCGGCACUGGCGCUGGAGGUGGCGGCGGGUGGCAGGCUUUACCAGGUGGUGGUGGAUGACGAUGCGACGGCCAAGGAGCUGCUAGAGCGCGGCCAGCUGAAACGUCGCACGACCAUGGUUCCCCUGAACAAGGUGCGAGGUGAGCCCAUGCGGCGGGAGCUGGUGGAGGCGGCGCACCGGCUGAGCGGCGGCAAGGCGCGCCCCGCAGUGGACUUCCUGCAGUUCGACCCGCGGUUCGCUCCGGCCGUGCACUACGCCUUUGGCAACGUCUUCAUCUGCCAGGACGGAGGCACCGCCAGGAAGCUCGCGUUCAGCCGCGAGGUCCACGUGCGCUGCGUGUCGCUCGAGGGCGACGACUUCAACCCCGCCGGUACCCUUACCGGCGGCAGCCGCGGCAACCGCGCCUGCCUGCUGGCGAAGCUCACGGAGCUGGCUGCAGCGCAGGCCAACCUGAACCAGGCAUCCCGGGAGCUCGCGGAUGUGGAGGGCCGCUUGGGGGCCAUGGAGGCGACCGCACGCGAGCACACCAAGUACAGCAAGGAGCUGGAGCUGGCGCAGCACAGCCUCAAGCUGGCACAGCAGCGGGUGGCGGGCAGCGAGGCGGCACAGCUGGUGGCGGCGGCAGACGCCACGGAGAAGCAGCUGGCGGCGGCAAAGGAGUCGGGAAUUGAGGCGGCCAACAAGAAGAAGGAGCUCAUUGAGCUGGCCAAGUCCCUGGAGCGUGAGAUCCGCGAUUUCGACAAGGACCGCGGAGCUCGCAUCAAGGCGGCCCAAGACAAGCUCAAAAAAGCCAAGUCGGCCGCCGAAGCCGCCCGUAAGGCCCUGCGGAUUGUCGAGACGGCGCUGGCGAAGGCACAGGCCGAGCGGGACGCCGCGGGAGGCGAGAAGGACGCGCUCCUAGGGCAGAUUACGGCGGCGCAACAAAGCGUUGCGAACGCUGAGGCGGAGGUAGCAAAGCUCUCCGAUGAGGUGAAGGUCGCGAAGGAGGCGGCAGCGGCCGCCGCCAGCAGGCUCAAAGCCAUGCAGGACCGGAUGGCGGAGUGCGACGGAGAGAUUCGGGCCCUGGAGAUGGCGCGUGAGGCCCUGGUGAAGAAGGCGGCCGAGUACGACUCGGAUAUCAAGAAGAUCGAGGCCAGGAUUAAAAGCAAGCGCGAGCAGAUCCAGAAGUCCGUGGAGUGGGUGGCGCGCACCGAGGCGGAGCACACCUGGGUGGCGGCGGAGAAGAAGCACUUUGGGACGGGCGACUACUGCUUCGACAGGGUGGACAUCGCCGCCAUGCGGAGGGAGUACGAGAAGGCAAUGGAGCGGAGCGAGGCGCUCAAGGGCAAGGUCAAGGCAUCGGUGCUGUCCCAGCUUGAGAAGGCCGAGGCGGACCACCGCUCGCUGUGCGAGAAGCGCAAGGUGGUGGAGGCUGACAAGCUCAAGCUGCAGCAGGUCAUGGAGGAGCUGGAUGAGCAGAGCCGCAUGGCGCUGCAGGACGUGUGGGGCAAGGUCAACGAGUGGUUUGGGAAGAUCUUUAAGACCCUCCUGCCCGGCACCCAGGCUAAGCUGGAGCCACCGCAAGGCGGCACAUAUAUGGACGGCCUGGAGGUGAAGGUCGCGUUUGGCGACGUGUGGAAGGAGUCGCUGACGGAGUUGUCGGGCGGCCAGCGAUCGCUGCUGGCACUUUCCCUCAUCCUGGCGCUCUGCAGGUUCAAGCCCGCGCCCAUCUACAUCCUGGACGAGGUUGACGCCGCGCUGGACCUCAACCACACCCAAAACAUCGGCCGCAUGAUCCGCGAGAACUUCCCCGAAAGCCAGUUCAUCGUGGUGUCGCUCAAGGAGGGCAUGUUCUCCAACGCCAGCGUGCUCUUCCGCACCAAGUUCGUGGAGGGAGUGUCCACCGUCACGCGCACCGUGACCGACACCGGCCGUGCGGCGGCGGCGAGGCCGGGCAGGGAGAACGCUGGCGCGGGCGGUAACAAGGGGACCGGUGGGGGCGCGCGGGCGCGAGGGGGAGGUGCGCUGCGGGAUGCCAACUGAGGCCACCAGCGGCAGCAGUGGACAGUGCAUUAUGCGUGAUUAGGUCAUAGGCGAUAUGUCAUGUGUGAUUUCAUCAUAGACGGCUCUUGUACCUAAGCCACUUGCCUAGGUACCUGCUAUUUAGCGCGUGAUCAACAAGGUUGAAGCUUUCUCAAUCCCUUCAUCCGAGCAGUGAGUUGCGCCGCAGUGAGCCAGCGAUGGCCAGAUGCCAUACGGAGGGGUGGGGCUUCAUGUAGCCGCUUUCCAUGUCGGAUACCAGUGUCAUGCAUGUAUGUGGGAGAUGGUGUCUGGCAGAUGCCGGGCCAAAGGUGUGUUUGACGGGUUUGCAAUGGCCCGAUAUGUAGACAAUUCUGCAGGCUUAUGUGUGCUGAACGAAGGGAAGGAUGCCCAUGUACGAGACAUCUUGUUUGCAUUCCUAGUGUCUUAAUGAGUGAACUUUACAGUGAUCCCCUAAGAAUGGGAACACGGGUGAUGAGCCCAACCCUGUACCGGUAUGUCUAGCCAGAAGUGUUAAUGUUUGGCCUUCGUUAUAAAUGCAGCUGUAAGCACACAACUGGGGAAGUCAGUCAAGGAAUGGUCGCAGCUUGACCUAGACAGGGCGAUGCUCCUGGCU
Molecule: messenger RNA, 4552 nt
Organism: Astrephomene gubernaculifera
Lineage: Eukaryota; Viridiplantae; Chlorophyta; Chlorophyceae; Chlamydomonadales; Astrephomenaceae
Source: the annotation of a GenBank genome assembly